CUUUUCAAUAUUUCAAUUUGGCAACACUGCUGAAUACAUUUCAGAUUCUUUUUCCAUGUUGUGGUCCUGAUGAGUCCACCAUUUUUGUGAGUUGUCCCUAUUUCAUUACAUUUCAGUAAUAUAACAUGACUUUCGUUAAAAUCGUGAAGAAUAAACAGUACUUCAAGCGCUAUCAAGUAAAGUUCAAGAGGCGUCGCCAGGGAAAGACUGAUUAUUAUGCUCGUAAACGUCUCAUCGUCCAAGAUAAGAAUAAGUACAACACCCCCAAAUAUCGUUUGAUUGUACGACUUUCUAAUCGUAACGUAACCUGUCAAAUUGCGUAUUCUCGUAUUGAAGGUGAUAAGAUUGUCUGCGCUGCGUAUUCUCAUGAGUUGCCCAAGUAUGGGAUUAAGGCUGGUUUGACGAAUUAUGCAGCAGCCUAUGCUACAGGUUUGUUGUUGGCUCGCCGAUUACUGAAGAAACUGGGACUUGAUACCUUGUAUGAAGGAACAACUGACGUAACUGGAGAUGAAUACAAUGUUGAAGGUGUUGAAAAUGGCCCAGGAGCUUUCAGAUGCUACCUUGAUGUUGGACUUCAACGUACCAGUACAGGAGCUCGCGUGUUUGCAGCCAUGAAGGGUGCAGUAGAUGGUGGUCUCAACAUUCCCCAUUCAACAAAACGUUUCCCUGGUUAUGAUAAUGAAACUAAGAAUUUCAAUGCUGAGGUACAUCGUAAUCAUAUUUUUGGAAUCCAUGUAGCUGACUAUAUGAGGUCAUUGGAGGAAGAAGAUCCAGAGGCUUUCAAGAGGCAGUUCAGUCAGUAUAUUAAAUUGGGAAUUAAUGCUGACCAGAUUGAGACUCUAUAUAAGAAUGCUCAUGCAGCAAUUCGUGCAGAUCCUGAGCCUGCAAAGAAGGAAGAUAAAGCACCUCCAGCAGCAAGAAAGAGGUGGAACCGCAAGAAGCUUACUUUGGCUGAACGCAAGGACCGUGUUGCACAGAAAAAGAAAUCAUUUUUGGCCAAGCUUCAAGAACAAGAAUCUUGAAACUUUUUGUAUAGUUAUUGUGUGACAAAUAAAUUAUCACAAUAAUUUU
This is a messenger RNA of Leptinotarsa decemlineata (Colorado potato beetle), 1071 nucleotides long. It is a transcript of the gene RpL5, whose product is annotated as Ribosomal protein L5. Gene Ontology annotation, biological process: translation; ribosomal large subunit assembly. The record is from RefSeq and is a predicted model, not a curated record. NCBI's taxonomy places the organism in Eukaryota, Metazoa, Arthropoda, Insecta, Coleoptera, Chrysomelidae. Gene Ontology annotation, cellular component: ribosome; cytosolic large ribosomal subunit. Gene Ontology annotation, molecular function: 5S rRNA binding; structural constituent of ribosome.